CGAAGCUACUGCUUGGGAUGUCGAUCGUCCAGAGCAUAUUUUGUUUUGCGCUACCUCUCUAGUUUUGACCAGUUUUAAAAGCGAGAUUUGCCGAAAGGUAGAUGUCCACGGCUUCUCAAUGUGAUUACCACACGUAAAACAAACAGGACGUUCACGGGCUCAAUCUUGUAGACACUAUUAGGAUCAGGCUCACUCAUAUUUCCGAAUCGAUAUACAAGUCGCCGACCGUGCUUAUUGAUCUUCCUGACGAAAGCAGCCAAUAUAAUAUGAAAACGGGAUUUCGAACGAAAACAAAAGAAAAAUGUCGACUUCGACAAGAGCCUGAGUGGCCCCCAUCCUCUAUUUAUAUUGCAGUAUUCUGAAUGAUUCCCCUUCUUCCAACCUCAAUCGCGAUUAUUCGGGAAGAAAAUGAUCUGCAAUAUUUUGGCUUCAACCGUUGUUUACUCAUUCCUUCUAGUAGGCCGUCGCGCAUUUCUGCAAACGACUGGAACCUCAUUUACCUCAAUGGCACUUUCGACGAAGGCUUCUGGAGAUGACCGGCAGCUGAAAAAGUACUUUCAGCUUGUUGUCGACAGUGAUGGUGGGACAUCUAUGGUUACGAGAACAUUCCAAAAUGUCGAGGAAAAAGGAUACGCAAAAACGCCACAGCUCGUAACGCAAUUGGACAACGCCUUCGGCGUACCGACUGACGUUGUCUUCACACAACUCAUGGGAGAGAAUCCCUGGCAUCACUGCCCUGCCCCACAGUUUGUUAUUUGUCUCGCUGGUGGAUGGUACGUGAAAACAAACGACGGCAAUACGGUCAACCUUUUGCCGGGCGACGUGCUUUUCCAGGACAAUACCGAAAAUCACCCGGCCGCAAAAGAGAACACGAAGAAUGCGCAACACUAUUCAGGCUCUCUUAAUGGUGAACCUUGUGAUCAAAUGAUUGUCCAGCUGGAUUUGAGGCACGGCCCAAUUGGAGACUCCAAGAACGCCCCACAACCCAUUUAA
Phaeodactylum tricornutum CCAP 1055/1 is the source of this 993-nucleotide messenger RNA. RefSeq lists its product with no specific name. The record is from RefSeq and is a predicted model, not a curated record. Lineage: Eukaryota; Bacillariophyta; Bacillariophyceae; Surirellales; Neidiaceae. Bases 409 to 993 code for a protein of 194 amino acids. The transcript has a single exon.